AUGGACAUUCAUCCUAUUGUCCGAUCCAUAGGUAGUAAUUCUUUUGUUUCAACUGUCUCCCUUAUGAUGUUUUCUGUUGUGAGCGACGAGAGCGGGAUAGCGAAGCCACAGCCGUCGCCGGUGGUGAUCGCCGCCCAGUUCUUGGCGGGUAUGUUGGUGCUCGACACAUGGCAGUGCUUCAUGCAGACGUACAUGCACGCGAACAAGUCCGUGUACAAGCACGUGCAGUCGAAGCACCACACGCUGGUCGUCCCCUACGCCUUCGGCGCGCGGUACAACCAUCCACUGGAGGAUCUGCUACUCGACACCGUCGGCGGCGCGCUCGCCUUCCUCGUCUCCGGCAUGACGCCGCGGACGGCCGCCUUCUUCUUCUCCUUUGCCACCGUGAAGACGGUGGACGACCACUGCGGGCUGCGGCUCCCGGACAACCUGCUGCAUGCGUUCUUCAGCAACAACAGCGCCGACUAUGACGUCCACCACCAGCUUAACGGCAGCAAGUACAACUUCUCGCAGCCCUUCUUUGUGAUGUGGGAUAGGAUUAUGCGAACCUACAUGCCCUGCUCGCUGGAGACGAGGAAGGAGGGGAGGGUUCGAAGCCGGGCCGAUCAAACCCAAGAGCUAAUGGAUCCAUCCAUAUCUUGCGUUUAAGAUUCUCGUGAUUAAAGGUGCCCGCUGUGUUCUGAUUCGUGUUGUAUUGGUUGCAAAUAUGAAGCAAAUAAAAGGCAAAUUUCUUUUUUUUUUUUUUUGUAAUAGAAAUUUUAAAUGGAAACAUGAAAUGUGGAUUUUUUAUUAUAUUUUAAUCUUCAGAAUAUUUUAUGAUUAAUGAUUAAGAGGAAUCUAGAUUAUUUAUUUAUUUAUUUAUAUGUUUUCAUAUUUUUGAUAUAAUAAGUUUAUCUAUAAUUUUUAAUAUCGUUCUUUAAGAGCCACGUGAUUAAAAGUGUUUCGCGUUCAGAUUCGUGUUGCAUUUGUUGCUAAUGUGAAGUA
This is a messenger RNA of Musa acuminata AAA Group (dessert banana), 984 nucleotides long. Its product is annotated as sphinganine C4-monooxygenase 1-like. Lineage: Eukaryota; Viridiplantae; Streptophyta; Magnoliopsida; Zingiberales; Musaceae. The record is from RefSeq and is a predicted model, not a curated record. Gene Ontology annotation, cellular component: endoplasmic reticulum membrane. The coding region runs from base 1 to 648 and encodes 215 amino acids. The transcript has 4 exons. Gene Ontology annotation, biological process: lipid biosynthetic process. Gene Ontology annotation, molecular function: iron ion binding; oxidoreductase activity.